AUGUCUCUGCGAGGGGCAGCGGGGGCUGACGAGCUGGUUUUCUGUGUGAAUGGGAGGAAGAUAGUAGAGAAAAAUGCUGAUCCUGAGCAAAUGCUGUUGUCUUACCUGCGAAAGAGACUCCGUCUUACAGGAACUAAGUAUGGCUGUGGAGCAGGUGGCUGUGGUGCCUGCACAGUGAUGAUAUCAACUUACGAGCCAGCUUUGAAGAAGAUACGACAUUAUUCAGCAAAUGCAUGUUUGCUUCCCAUUUGCUCCUUGUAUGGUGCAGCAGUGACCACAGUGGAAGGUGUUGGAAAUACAAAAAACAGGGUUCAUCCAGUUCAGGAAAGGCUUGCCAAGUGCCAUGGCUCGCAGUGUGGUUUCUGCACCCCUGGAAUGGUGAUGUCCAUAUACACUUUGCUAAGAAACCACCCAGAACCAACUUCAGAGCAGAUGAUUGCAGCUCUGUCUGGGAACUUGUGUCGCUGUACUGGAUAUAGGCCAAUCCUAGAUGCCUGUAAAACCUUCUGUGAGGAACCUGUUUGUCAUCGAAAGCAAGCAAAUGUGAAGUGUUGCUUGGGACAGGAAGAUGAUUUGUUUGACACAGAAGAGAAGGUUUCCACCAGACUAUUUUCAACAGAUGAAUUUCAGCCAUUAGAUCCCACUCAGGAGCUUAUAUUUCCUCCAGAACUAGUGAGAAUGGCUGAAAAUCAGCCAAAACGUACUCUGUUUUUCCAUGGAGAGCGGAUGGCAUGGAUUUCUCCUGUAAGCUUAGAUGAAUUACUGGAUCUGAAAGCUGCCCACCCCAAGGCACCUCUUGUGGUUGGGAACACCAGUCUGGGACCUGAGAUGAAAUUUAGAGGUGUGUUCCAUCCAGUUGUUAUUGCUCCUGCAAGGAUCCCAGAUCUGAAUGUGGUGAAGUGCACAGAUGACGGGUUGACUCUGGGAGCUGCCUGCAGCCUCGCUCUAGUGAAAGACACCUUGACAAAUGCAAUCUCAGAGCUCUCUGAAGAGAAGAGAAAGAUUUUCUGUGCUGUUGUGCAGCAACUGAGAACUCUGGGUGGAGAACAGAUAAGGAACGUUGCUUCAUUAGGUGGAAACAUCAUGAGUAGAAAAUCAGCUUCAGACUUGAAUCCUGUAUUGGCAGCCAGCAACUGUAUGCUCAAUGUAGCCUCAAGAGGACGAAAGCGACAGAUCCCUUUGAGUGAUGUUUUUGCAGAUGGGGACAACACCAUUACACCAGAAGAGAUCUUAGUCUCUGUCUAUAUUCCCCAUUCUAGGAAGGGGGAGUAUGUCUCUGCAUUUCGACAAGCACCAAGACGGGAAAAUGCUCUCUCAAUAACCAAUGCUGGGAUGAGAGUCCUUUUUGAAGAAGAUACAGACAUAAUAAAGGAGUUAAGCAUUUUCUUUGGAGGUGCUGUCUCAACCACCGUCUGUGCAAAACAAACUUGUAGGAUGCUUAUUGGAAGACACUGGAAUGAACAAAUUUUGGAUGAAGCUUGCAGACUACUUCUGAAAGAAAUUGCUCUUCUAGGCUUAGCCAGUGGUGACAAAGUAGACUAUAAGAAAACUUUGAUAGUCAGUUUCUUCUACAGAUUUUUCCUGGAAGUAUCGCAGUCAUUAAAGACCAUGGAUCCUUGCCUCUACCCUGGCAUACCUAUGGAAUAUAUAAGUGUCUUACGAGACUUCACAACCAAAAUGCCCCAGAGUAUCCAACUAUACCAGGACACAGAUGCAAGUCAGUCUCCCCAGGAUCCCAUUGGACGGCCCAUUAUGCACCAAUCUGGAAUUAAGCAUGCCACUGGUGAAGCAGUCUACAUUGAUGACCUUCCUUCUGUGGAUGGGGAGCUCUUCCUGGGUGUCGUCACUAGUUCCAGAGCUCAUGCAAAGAUUGUAUCUAUAGAUACCUCAGAGGCUCUAAAAGGACCGGGUGUGUUUGACAUCAUAACAGCCCAGGAUGUACCGGCUACAAAUGAGUUUUACUACUCCAGUGAUCCAGAGAUUGUAUUUGCAAGAAACAAGGUGAUUUGUGUGGGUCAGAUUGUCUGUGCUGUGGCUGCAGAUUCAGAUGUUCAUGCCAAACAAGCAGCUGCAAAAGUGAAGAUAGAGUAUGAGGGGCUGGAACCAGUGAUCUUAACAAUUGAGGACGCUAUAAAGCACAACUCGUUCUUUGAGCCAAAAAGAAAAUUAGAGCAUGGAAAUGUUGAUGAGGCAUUUGAAGCUGUUGAUAAUAUAAUUGAAGGGGAGAUUCACAUUGGGGGACAGGAGCACUUUUACAUGGAGACUCAGAGUGUGCUUGCAGUUCCAAAGGGUGAGGAUAAAGAAAUGGAUUUGUAUGUGUCAACACAGCAUCCAGCAAUUAUCCAGGAGAUGGUAGCUGCCAGUUUAGGUGUUCCAGCCAACAGGAUCAUGUGCCAUGUUAAACGAGUUGGCGGAGCUUUUGGUGGGAAACUCCUGAAAGCUGGCUUACUGGCAUCACUUGCUGCAGUGGCAGCAAACAAAACCAGCAGAGCAGUCCGUCUUGUUCUGAGCCGUGGGGAUGAUAUGUUAAUCACUGGUGGCCGACAUCCUUUUAUUGGUAAAUACAAAGUUGGCUUCAUGAAUGAUGGUAGGAUCAGAGCUCUGGAUGCCAAAUAUUACAUUAAUGGGGGAUGCACUCCUGAUGAGUCUGUCGUGGUAGCAGAAGUGUCCUUAUUAAAAAUGGACAAUGCAUACAAGAUCCCCAACUUGAGAUGCUGGGCUUAUGCCUGCAAAACAAACUUACCAUCAAACACAGCAUUCAGAGGGUUUGGCUUUCCCCAGUCAGCACUGGUGACAGAGACUUGGAUAACAGCAGUUGCGGAAAAAACCAAUUUAUCACCAGAAAAGGUUAGGGAAAUAAAUAUGUAUAAGGAAGAGGAGCAGACACACUUCAAACAAAAGCUCGAUCCACAAAACUUAAUACGGUGUUGGAACGAAUGUAUGGAGAAAUCUGCAUACAAAAGGAGGAAAACAGCUGUCAGUGAAUUUAACAAACAAAAUUACUGGAAGAAAAAAGGGAUUGCCAUUGUCCCACUCAAGUUUCCAUUUGGACUAGGCACGCGUUAUCUUUCUCAGGCUGCUGCUCUGGUCCAUAUUUAUACUGAUGGGUCUGUGCUUCUAACACAUGGUGGAAUUGAAAUGGGGCAGGGUAUCCACACAAAAAUGAUCCAGGUUGCUAGUCGGGAAUUGAAGAUCCCCAUGUCAUACAUUCAUUUCUGUGAAACGAGCACAACAACUGUUCCCAAUGCCUGUGCCUCAAUAGGCUCUGCAGGGACAGAUGUCAAUGGCAUGGCUGUGAAGGAUGCUUGCCAAACUCUUCUGAAACGCCUGCAGCCAAUUGUCAACAAGAACCCAAAAGGGACCUGGAAUGAUUGGAUUAAAGAAGCCUUUGAACAGAGUGUGAGUCUUUCAGCUACUGGCUACUUCAGGGGUUACAAUGAAAGCAUGGAUUGGGAGAAAGGGGAAGGACAGCCAUUCACAUAUUUUAUUUAUGGAGCUGCUUGUUCUGAGGUUGAAAUUAACUGUUUAACCGGAGAUCACAAGAACCUCAGAACAGACAUUGUUAUGGACAUUGGAUGCAGCAUCAAUCCAGCUGUGGAUAUAGGGCAGAUUGAAGGUGCCUUUGUUCAAGGCAUUGGACUGUACACAAUGGAGGAAUUAAAGUACUCUCCAGAAGGAGUUCUCUGUACUCGAGGUCCAAAUCAGUAUAAGAUCCCUGCUGUUUGUGACAUUCCAGAGCAUUUUAGUGUUUCUCUGCUGUCAUCAUCCCAAAAUCCACAUGCCAUUUAUGCAUCCAAGGGCAUAGGUGAGGCAGGACUUUUCUUGGGAUGCUCUGUGUUCUUCGCUUUGAGAGAUGCAAUAACCAGUGUGAGGAAUGAGAGGGGACUGAAAAAGCCCUUUGCACUGAACAGCCCUCUGACUGCUGAACAGAUACGGGCAAGCUGUGCAGAUGACUUUACGGAGAUGGUGACAAACAUCGAAUCUGCUUCCUCCGCUCUUUGA
Molecule: messenger RNA, 4002 nt
Organism: Indicator indicator
Lineage: Eukaryota; Metazoa; Chordata; Aves; Piciformes; Indicatoridae
Gene: AOX1
Product: aldehyde oxidase 1
Exons: 35
Coding region: 1-4002 (1333 amino acids)
Molecular function (GO): oxidoreductase activity; NAD binding; 2 iron, 2 sulfur cluster binding
Source: RefSeq, a predicted model, not a curated record